CACCUUCAAGAAGAGGGAUUUUUUUGGGGAGGGGGAGGCGUUUCUCCUCAUGGCCCCCCCAUUUUUGCCCCCCACCCCUCAGACUACGUUUACUUCGAGAACUCCUCCAGCAACCCCUACCUGGUGCGGCGCAUCGAGGAGCUCAACAAGACGGCCAAUGGCAAUGUGGAGGCCAAGGUGGUUUGUCUGUUCCGGCGGCGCGACAUCUCCAGCAGCCUCAACAGCCUGGCCGACAGCAACGCUCGCGAGUUCGAGGAGGAGUCGAAGCAGCCGGCCAUGACGGAGCAGCAGCGGCACCAGCUCAAGCACCGGGAGCUGUUCCUGUCCCGCCAGUUCGAGUCGCUCCCGGCCACCCACAUCCGCGGGAAGUGCAGCGUGACGCUGCUGAACGAGACCGACAUCCUGGGGCAGUACCUGGAGAAAGAGGAUUGCUUCUUCUACUCGCUGGUGUUCGACCCCGUGCAGAAAACGCUGCUGGCGGACCAGGGCGAGAUCAGGGUGGGCUGCAAGUACCAGGCCGAGAUCCCUGAGCGCCUGGCUGAAGGCGAGUCGGACAACCGGAACCAGCAGAAGAUGGAGAUGAAGGUGUGGGACCCCGACAACCCCCUGACAGACCGGCAGAUCGACCAGUUCCUGGUGGUGGCUCGGGCUGUGGGGACGUUUGCACGGGCGCUGGACUGCAGCAGCUCCAUCCGCCAGCCCAGCCUGCACAUGAGCGCGGCCGCGGCCUCCCGAGACAUCACCCUGGUGAGGGGGAGCCCCCCAAAACUCUCUUACAGCUCUCAGUUCUCACUUGGACACCCCAAAAACUCCUUAGAACCCACCAUUUCUCACUGGGACACCCUAAAAACUUCUUUAGAAUUUCUCAUUUCUCACGGGGACACCCAAAAAUCUCCUGAGUUUUGGGAGGGGUUUCAGAUCCUGGGGUUUGGUGUGGGGGGAUCCUGUGGGGGCCCCUGGGUCCCCCUAGAGUGUCCCAGUUCCCCCCCAGUUGCCCCCAGUAACCCCCAGUUGCCCCCCACAGCGUCCCAGUCCCCCCAGUGGUACGCCUGGGGCCCCCCCAACAUGCAGUGCCGCCUCUGCGCCUCCUGCUGGAUCUACUGGAAGAAAUACGGGGGGCUCAAGACCCCCACCCAGCUGGAGGGGGUGACCCGCAGCGCCUCGGAGCCCCAUUCUCGGAGUCACCUGUCCCUGUACUCUGCCUGAUGUGUUUUAGGUGGGAUUUGGGGGUUGUCCAACCCUUUCUAACCCCCCCCAAAUCCCCAGGAACCCCUGUCCUGAGGUCACCUGUCCCCCUACCCCCACAGGAGGUGUUUCUGGGGGGAUUUUGGGGUUGUCCAACCCUUUCUAACCCCCCAAAAAUCCACAGGAGCCGCACUCCCAGGGUUACCUGUCCC
Messenger RNA from Parus major (Great Tit), 1397 nucleotides. It is a transcript of the gene MTA2, whose product is annotated as metastasis associated 1 family member 2. The transcript has 9 exons. Gene Ontology annotation, molecular function: sequence-specific DNA binding; histone deacetylase binding; transcription coactivator activity. Gene Ontology annotation, biological process: negative regulation of transcription by RNA polymerase II. The record is from RefSeq and is a predicted model, not a curated record. The annotation marks the transcript as partial. Gene Ontology annotation, cellular component: nucleoplasm; NuRD complex. Lineage: Eukaryota; Metazoa; Chordata; Aves; Passeriformes; Paridae.